Molecule: messenger RNA, 2937 nt
Organism: Syngnathus typhle (broad-nosed pipefish)
Lineage: Eukaryota; Metazoa; Chordata; Actinopteri; Syngnathiformes; Syngnathidae
Gene: wsb1
Product: WD repeat and SOCS box containing 1
Exons: 10
Coding region: 282-1565 (427 amino acids)
Biological process (GO): intracellular signal transduction
Molecular function (GO): protein binding
Source: RefSeq, a predicted model, not a curated record
CGCCUACUCUUAAAGUAUCGCCCCUCCCGGCCACCCCGGAUGAAAAUAGCUUGAUACAUUGUACUGCAGUCUACGUUUAGAAGCUUGUAUAAUUCGCAUUGUGAUUAGAACGGCAACGGUUUGCUACCCAGCAGUGCGGUUUUGAGGCGGAGGGAUUUACUGACGCUAGCAGAAGCCGAAGGUGGAAGAAAAGCUAUCUUCAUCCGCAGCCGUCGAAUUUCCACUUUAAUCUUGGUUUUACCGUCGGAGCUUGGCUUUUCUUGGUCUCUGCCCUCAGUUAGAUGGCAAGCUUCCCAGACUCUAUAAACGAAAAUGAUAUAGGUAAGGCAAAGUUCAUUGGUGAACUCCUGGUGCCUGUUGCUCCCUUUGACCAGAAGUCUGGGCGUGAAGCUUGGACAGUAGCGUUUGCACCUAAUGGUUCUUACUUCGCUUGGUCUCAGGGGCAUCGCAUUGUCAGGCUUAUUCCCUGGUCCAAAUGUCUGACAAAUUUUUCAGCGGGUCAGGAUGGAGAAGGCACUAAUGCCCCAAGUCCCCGACGCUUUUCCCGUCAAAACAGUGAUGGAGGCCAGUACAUACAGACAACUGGUGAUCCCAGAGAGCACAUCAUUGACUGCGGCGACAUCGUCUGGGGUUUGGCUUUUGGCUCAUCUGUGCCUGAGAAGCAGAGCCGCUGUGUCAACGUCGAAUGGCACCGGUUUAAAUUCGGGCAAGACCAAUUGCUACUGGCAACUGGCCUCAACAAUGGCCGGAUCAAAAUUUGGGAUGUUUACACUGGUAAACUAUUGCUGAAUCUCAUGGAUCACUCUGAUGUAGUUCGAGACUUGACCUUUGCUCCUGAUGGAAGCCUCAUGCUGGUCUCUGCUUCCAGAGAUAAGACCCUCCGAGUGUGGGACCUCAAAGAUGAUGGUAACAUGGUGAAAGUUUUACGGGGUCACCAGAAUUGGGUCUACUGCAGCGCCUUUUCCCCUGACUCGUCCAUCGUAUGCUCUGUCGGAUCAGGCAAAGCAGUGUUCUUAUGGAACAUGGAUAAAUACACAUUAAUCCGGAAGUUGGAGGGCCACCACAAUGACGUGGUGUCUUGUGAGUUUUCACCAGAUGGGGCGCUGUUGGUCACUGCCUCCUAUGACACCCGGGUCAUUGUCUGGGAUCACCACAAAGCCACUAUCCUACUAGAGCUGGGUCACCUCUUUCCUCCGCCAUCACUCAUUUUUGCUGGAGGGUCAAAUGACCGCUGGGUGCGCUCUGUGAGCUUCUGCCCCGACGGCCGUCACAUCGCCAGCAUUACUGAUGACAGACUGGUCCGUUUCUGGAGUAUUGAAGAAAGAGCUCCACAGGCUAUCGCCUCUCUCUCUAAUGGCCUUUGCUGUGCCUUCUCUCCUGAAGGAAGUGUCCUUGCUGCUGGAACCCGUGACGGCAGUGUGCACUUUUGGAAGUGUCCUCGUAGCACUGCCAGCUUGCAGCACUUGUGCAGGAUGGCUCUCCGGCGAGUGAUUACCACGAAGCAGGUGGAGUCGUUGGCCCUUCCCAUACCACUCCGUGACUACCUGUCCUACAAAGUCAUCUGAUUCUCCGUGAGCAUCUGCCAGUGUCUGCACAGCACAUUGGAAAACUGACAAUAAAUCGCUUUGUCUAUGUAUAUAUUUUGAGAGAACUCGUAAGAUUUGUGAAAGUUGAGAGAAUGAUAAUUCAAUUUGAAUACCGUUGUCUCAAGUUCUCGCACAUAGUCCCAAAGUAGGAUGUUAUUAUGUACAUAUUUAUUUUUGUAACAACUUAAUAUACAAGCCAGUGCGCACCAACGCCUGUAAGGUCAACAUUGUUCUUCUGCUCAUCUCCAUCAAUCCUCAUCUUUUUAACUACAAAGUAUUCUGCUUCUCCCUCUGGCUCGGCUCAGGCUUAAUUGGACAGUCUUCAUCUUUUCCUCCAACUUGAAAUGGCUGUUGCACUUCAGAGCUUUGCUGUCAUGCAUGUCUUGUUUGUAAAUGGUUGAGAUCAAGUUGGAACAUAUGGUGAUUUUAAAAGCUCUUACACACUGGCAUCCGAGUCAGUGUUUUUUUUUCCCCUAGCUUUUCUCUGCCACACUUUUCUAAUGGUGUAAGGUGUAUCAUUUUUUUUGACUCCCACCUUUUGUCUUAAUGACAAUCUCAUCCAACUGUGAUAUGCUCAACCAAGUGUAGCACAUUCACUGUGCAAACCUGACUUAGUUUCCCUCUGCUAAAAUAAGCUUGCAUGUUUUUUUCUGUCCUGCCAGGGCAACGUUACAUAAUUAUUUGAGACCAGUUUUAAUUACCUGUAAUAAAAACAAAGCACCUCUUAAGCUUAACUGCGAACUUGUGUAAAAGGUUCAUACUCAAUAAAAUGAAUAAUGUACAUACAAUAUCUGUAAAUGUAUCAAUUUAAAUCUUCAUUUUGUUUUAUCUCGAUAAAUGUGAAAAUAUAAGCAAGCAAAUGCCCCUGUCUUACGUUUAAAGAGCAAAUAAACAUUUUGUGACUGUGGCACUAAAUGCAACAUUUCCAAACCUAGCAAGAAUUGUGAACGUAAUUGGAUUCCUAAGGAUCAAUGUGAUUCUAGUACCAUUAGAUGCAAGUAUGCGUCAUUCCAAAUAUAUGCACAAGCCACAGUAAUGCUUUUGGAUGGUCAAUUUGGCACUUUCAAUUUGUAUUGUGUCUGCUGUGUGAGGGGGAUGUGAAGAAAGGGAAUAGAGCAUUCUUGAGUUUUGUGUUAAUGAGAGCAAAUCAGUGCAGGGCAAGUUCUUCUGAGCAAUAAGUUCUUAGCAACUGAAGGUUGCAUUACCCAACAUUAAAGUACUUGUGUAUUUAAGGAAUGAAAAGACAUCUAAAGUUUAAUGCAGUAUGAAUUGCCGAAGUUGUCAACUAAAUGUAAGCUUCUACCAUUUUAUGGUAGUAUUUUUUUUAUUUCAAUAAAGGCUUUUGAGUAUA